GAGUUAUGAAUGAUUUACUAUAUAUUAGAUGGCAUAUUGUAAAACGAUGCUAAGCCGCAGUUUAAGAGAUGGAAUAGUAAAAGUAAUCUUCAUUCAUAAAAAGUUUUACCUGUCGUGAUUUUAAUUUGCAGCAAUUAAAACCAUUUUAAGGGCUGGCUGUUGUUGAUAGUCAGGUCAACCGCGGAUAUUCAACUUCAGCGAUUCAAAUGCCAUUCAUCAUCUGCUUUAAACAUUUGUCAUAGCCAGUUUCCAAAAUAUGAUUUAGUACUCAACAAUACAAAUAUCUUUUUUAUUUUGGCGACAACUAAUAAAGACACUUGAUGAAAAAAUGCAAUACUUUUUUGAAAACUUCAUUUAUUUAAACUAACUUAAUUUAAGAAUAUUAAAUUACUUCAUCAUUAAGUUCCAAGAACGCAAUUUAGGCCUUUAAGAGAACAAAAUCUUAUCUAAAUUUGAUACCGGUCACAGCAAACUUUAAGAAAGCAGUAAAGUUUUCUUUCCAACUUAAAUUUAUUUCUCAUUUAUCUAUGAGAAAAUUUUAAAACCGCAUCUCAAAUUAAAAAAAAACAAUAUUUAAAUAUGGAAAAUAAUUUCCAAAUGGUUGUCAACCGAUCACUGAGUGAUGGCAUUGUAACAAUAGCCAAUGGGCGAUCGAGUUCGGUGACUCAUGCGAGUACAAGCAGUGUUCACGUUACUGCAUCCCCAUUGGCCCACGACAUAUCCACCCGCUCGUUGGCCAAUCAAAUUCAACAUAUGAACAUUCUGGACUGCAAAUUCGCAAACACCAAUAACCAUAAGCAUUUGAUCACAGGUCAAUACCAGCCUGCGUCAAGUUCUCGUCACCAGUUUCGGGAGAACCCACAACUCCAAAAAUACCAAAAAUAUCCUCCUCGUCUUUUGCAGUCUUCAGUUUCAAACCCAGGUCGAACAUUCCACGAGGAUCACCAGAUGAUGAAGACCAGAGAUCAAAUGGCACUUUUGGGUCUCAUUCCUGCAAUUAACCCUCAGCCCAAACUGACACCUCCGGGGAAUAUCAUGGCAGCUCAUCCCGUAUCUCCGGUCAACUCCAAUCAGCACUACUCCAACCCAGGCCAGUGGAACCCAGCGAUGAUCAACCCGUUCCACGCUUCCCAAACGUCCCCAACUCUGUUCUCGGCUGUCGUCGCGAACCAUGGGAAGCACCCGAACGCCUGGGGAGUCGCAAGCAUGUCUGACUCAUCAUCACCAGGGGGAAGCUCGAUGGGAAGUUAUCCUAUCUCGCCCGUGCUUCAAAACAGUCCAGUGUCUCCCCCUACAAGUAGUCCAGUCUUCGAUGCUAACGUCUACCUGCACCAUAUCAACAACCAGAGUAAACCGAGGUCAAUGGUCAGCGGAAGAACUUGCUCACCUAUCAGGCCGAAGAGCUUGGAACAGAAAUCUGUUCUAAAUGGAGUCCAAAAUGAGCAGCAGAUCUUGGCUCAGGAGGAGUACCAAGAUUUCGAGGAAAGCCAAAAUGGAUCAAGGCCUAAAUCGGAAUCUGAGAAAGAAAAGGUCUGGAAGCAAAAACCAGAGAGGUACAAGACUGAACUUUGCCGAGCAUAUGAGGAUCAUAACUGGUGCAAGUACGGAAGCCGAUGCCAGUUUGCACAUGGACAAACCGAGUUGAGACAGGUUGAAAAGCACCCCAAAUUCAAAACGCAACUGUGUAAUGCGUAUCAUUCCACUGGGUACUGUAAGUACGGAUCCAGGUGUCAUUUUGUUCACAACGUCGAGGAAAGUAGAGUCCCGAACCCCCAGAUUGCGAGUCCUAACUCGGGUAUGAGUCGUCAGAACUCAGAGGACCAACCACAACCAGACAUGCAACAAAAGGUACCCGAGAUGCCUAGGAAGAACAUGAAUAAAGUUGAACAGCGUUUGAUGCAGCCGAAAGGGACUUCGGUGGAAAUCAGUGUCGAAAUGCCGCAUAUUCCCGACGGUUAUAUUGAAGCUAAGGAAAAUAUGAAACAAAGAGAGAUCCAGGGACCGGUGACUCCAAUUGGAACCCCCAUCAAGUCCGAUUUAAGUCCGUAUGACAUCACGAAAGAGCAUUUCAUUGGAUCCAGUUUUCUGAAUAAGCAAACUCUGGCAUCGAUUUGGCAUCAUCCAGAAAGUUCGUCUCCCUGCGGAUUCAACAGCAACAACAACGCUGUCUUCAGUUUCCUCCCGAAGAACUUGCUCGAGCUGUGAUUGGCUGAUAGUACAAAACACCUGACCAAUGGGAAGCAAGUCUCCACUCCACAUAUCAAGCAUCUUCAUUUUGACUUACUACUCUGAACUUAUUUUCGAACUUAAUACGUCUUAUAUAAAAAUACAUUUUCAUCAAUUUGUAAACAUAUUUCAGUUCAUUAAUUAAAACUAAGUAGAAACGAAUUCCAUUAUCAAUUAGUGCCUUAAUCAAAUGAUGCUCCGUGCAUUAAUAAACAGUAACCCAAGUCUGGUAACUUUAUAUAGCAUACCUACUUUUGCAACUACUUAACCAAAUAUCCGAAACUAAUUUUGGCAGACGCCAAAUUUUUAUUCAUUUAUUAAUUGUGAUACUUCGAUACUUGUUAUGUUCCCAAGCUCUUUAGUAUGUUUUGUAAAAUUUCCAUUCAAUCCGCGUUCAUUUAUGAUUUAUUUAACAGUUUCAUUAUCCCGGAGAAUGUCGCUCAAAUGAUAAUAAACAUCUUCUCACUUAGGUGCUCACUUAAAUAAAUAUAUCCAAAAUUUCAAUUAAUUUAUUUCGUGCACAAAACAGUAAAUUAUACGCUUAAAAGUAUCAGUGAUGUUGAUAUUGCAUAAAUCUUCACUUUUUGAGCCUCGUACCAAUUUUGAAACUGAAAAAGUAUCUGUAGAAUUAUCAAAAAUGGCUCAAAAAUUGAUAUUUUUCAAAUCUUUUUGUUCAUAUUUGCAAAACUGCCAUCCAAUUCAAAAAACAGCAGCCGCUCGGCAACUGAAGUGUUCGCCUAUUGGUCGUUUUUUUCUUGGAAACUUGUUUAAUUCAAUCAUGUUCAGCCGCAAGCUCUUGUCGUAUUUAUUAUGUUGACAAGCUACACCGGUGUAUUAUGUGUCUGUAUGUUAGCUACGGAGAGUCGUUUUAAAUUAUUGUAAAGAUAGACUGUAAAUAUAUUUUUACGCUUAA
Molecule: messenger RNA, 3139 nt
Organism: Symsagittifera roscoffensis
Lineage: Eukaryota; Metazoa; Xenacoelomorpha; Acoela; Convolutidae
Exons: 2
Coding region: 580-2205 (541 amino acids)
Molecular function (GO): mRNA binding; metal ion binding
Source: RefSeq, a predicted model, not a curated record